GUCAACACAUAUACAAGACGUCACAGUAGUCACAGACGUCACAGUCAUAGAUAGCUUGUGUGGGGACGCCCCUGCAUUGACAGAUGAAACCCAGCGCAGACAAACAAGAGAGGGAGCUCACAACUGCACCAUCAUGUUUUCUCUGCUCUUCAACGCCUCCCUCCACAAGAAAGAAGGGGAACCCUUCUUGGAGUUUCUAAACGACUCCUAUCCCUUCUGCAGCCAGUUCAUGAGUGGUCAGUGGUACUGCUACAUCCUGCUGGUGCUCUUCUCCUUUGCGCUGCCCGUGGGCAUCGUGGGCAACAUCGCCGCCCUGAUGGCCUUCAGCUGCUUCCGCAAGACUGCCACGCCGGGCACGGUGUUCCUGCUGAACCUGGCGCUGUGCGACACGGCCUGGCUGCUCAUCCUGCCGUUUAACAUCUACUUCACGCUGCAGCGGCCCUACCUGCGUGGUAUCCACACCUUCUGCCAGCUCAAGAAGAUGUCCUUCAACGUCAACAUCUACGGCAGCAUCUUCUUCCUGACGCUGGUCAGCUUCGACCGCUACGUGGGCACGGUGCACCCCAUCCGCUCGCUGGGCUGGUGGGAUGUGGGCCGGGCGCGGCUCUUAUCCGGCACGACCUGGGCGCUGCUGCUGCUGGGCUCCAUCCCGGACCUGUUCGUCACGUUUGGCGUGAGGCGGCCCGGCAACGUCACCGUCUGCAUGGACCACAUCCAGGGCCCGUUCGAGUAUGUCAAGACCAUCUCGCUGGUGCGCACGCUCGUGGGCUUCGUGCUGCCCUUCGGCGCCAUGCUAGGCUUCUACGCGGAAACCGUGCGGGCCAUCUGGGGGCUGCCCGGUCGGCGGGGAGGAGAUCCAAAGCGCGGGCGCUCGGUCACGGGCAAGCCGCUGCUGCUCAUCACGGCGGCACUACUGGUGUUCAUGGUGUCCUUCGUGCCGUACCACAUCAUGAUCGUGGCGCUGGUGUUCCUGCGCGUGCGCGGCCUGGUGACCUCGGCCAACACCGGCGUGCUGUAUGCCGCCUACGAGUUUCUGGAGGCCAUGUGCAGCGUCAGCAGCUGUCUGGACCCUGUGCUCUAUAUCCUCGCCAGCGAGCGCUUCCAGAAGAGGCUUCAGAGGCUCGGGCGUGGGAGAUCGGCGAGAGGAGGGGAAGAACGAGGUGGAGGAGGACGAGGACCCCCCAUUGGGCUCUGCAGCCGAGCCAGCAGGAGGGUGGGGGUUGAGGGAUGAUGACCUCAAAGUGGAGACGAUUGAAAAUGAACUCUUGAAAAUACCUCAAAUCACAUAAAUA
Molecule: messenger RNA, 1292 nt
Organism: Alosa alosa (allis shad)
Lineage: Eukaryota; Metazoa; Chordata; Actinopteri; Clupeiformes; Clupeidae
Product: P2Y purinoceptor 1-like
Exons: 2
Coding region: 134-1231 (365 amino acids)
Biological process (GO): G protein-coupled receptor signaling pathway
Cellular component (GO): plasma membrane
Molecular function (GO): G protein-coupled receptor activity
Source: RefSeq, a predicted model, not a curated record